This is a messenger RNA of Naegleria fowleri, 1299 nucleotides long. RefSeq lists its product as uncharacterized. The coding region runs from base 1 to 1299 and encodes 432 amino acids. The record is from RefSeq and is a predicted model, not a curated record. The transcript has 4 exons. Gene Ontology annotation, molecular function: glycerate kinase activity. Lineage: Eukaryota; Heterolobosea; Eutetramitea; Acrasida; Naegleriidae.
AUGACACGACGCUGUUUGAAAGUUCUCACUUGUUUUGAUAAAUUCAAAGACAGUCUUAAAAGUAGAGAAUGUGGAGAAGCAAUUGCAAUGGCUUUUAAAAGUUAUGCCCAAUCAUCAUUGCUUCCUUCCAUACAAUGUGUCAAUAUUCCACUUUCCGAUGGAGGAGAAGGAUUUUUAGAAUCGAUCAAACAAAAUCAUCCCAAUGACUACCAAUUACAAUUCUUUCCUGUCCGUCAUCCAUUGCAUUCAAAAAGACAUGAAAUAGUCCAAGCUCCUUAUUACUAUAAAAAACAUAUUCAUGACAAUGAAUUGAAUACUCAAGAACAUGUCUAUAUCUUGGAAAUGGCGACUGUCUGUGGAUUGGAACAAUUAAGCAUUGAGGAGAGAAAUCCAUUUGAAACGACCACUUAUCCGCUGGGACUUUUAAUCAAACACAUUCUAUUGAAACAUGAUGAAAAUGAUAACAUUCACAUUUUACUUGGAAUUGGUGGAUCAUGCACCAACGAUGCUGGAAUUGGAUGUUUGAGCGCUCUUGGAUGUAUCAAUAAUUUUGUUUUUCUAGACAACGACCAUGCCAUGGAUAGUGACAGCAAUACUUGUACAGACAAACUCGAAAACUCGUUUGUUUUUUAUGGGAAACAUUUAAUUCAUCUCUCAGAUUUCACAAUCGAUUUCAAUGCUUUACCUUAUCGAUACAAAGAUUUAACCAUUGAUAUUGCGUGUGAUGUGGAUAAUCCAUUGAUUGGAGAUAGAGGAGCAACGUUUACAUUUAGUAAGCAAAAAGGAGCCAAAACUCAACAAGAACGUGAAAUGCUUGAGAAGGGAAUGAUUCGAUUUGCAGAAUUGGUUCGAAACAAGACAGGAGUGGACAUUGCAGACAUGCCUGGAGCAGGUGCAGCAGGUGGAAUCAGUGGUGGAUUUUAUGCCAUACUUUUUGGAAAGGUAGAAUUGAAAAAAGGUAUUGAAAUGAUUGGAACGAGCUGUCAAUUGGAGCAACACAUUAAGGAUGCUGAUCUUGUGUUCACAGGGGAAGGAUGUUAUGACGAUCAAUCGGAGGGAGGAAAGGUCGUUUCAUGGGUGGCCAAACUUUGCGAAAAAUACAACAAGGCAUGCAUCAUCUGUUGUGGACAAAAGAAGAAAGAUACAGUACCCAAUGAGAAUUGUUUGUUGCUAGAUUUGCUUUCUCGAUAUCCACUUGAAAAGUCCAUGAAAGAAACCUUCUCAUGUUUGACUGAACUGACGAAGGAGAAAUUGCCUCUCAUUUUAGGGCAUGCAGAAAGGUUGUUGAAGAAGGAAUAA